AUGUGCCACAGUAGGGUUUUUUUCAAACUGAGUCUGAUAUCCACGGAAGAUUCGAUUAUGAUCGUUUUAGUGGCAGCACUCAAUCACUCCAUCCAAUACUCCCCUAUUAUGUAUGCGUUGAUGACUGGUUUCACUUGCGUGGUCAUCGCUGUGGUUCAGGUAAUUCAUUCGCUUUCCGGUUUUGCUCCCCAGGAUUUGGAUCCUUUUCAACCGACGGAAGAACGCUUACUGCUCAUGGUUGUGGUGACCAGAAUGGGCCCUAUGCAAAUGAAACGGCCCAAACCGAGCAAAACCGGUCGGGACAAUUCUGCCAUUCCCGUCACAGAGGUCCCACACUAUCGACGACCAGUGGGUGUAGCAUGUGUGGACAUCACCCGUCUUGUUGUUCCGCACCUAAAUCGAUCUGGGAGCCUAGAUUCUUCGACCCGGUUGCCAGACGGAUCGGGUGUGAUUCAAACGCCUCGAACAAUUGCCGUGAUCCCUACCGGUGAACAAUUUCAGACAGAUUUUCUACUCAACCUGGCUAACCACACUCCAUUGGCCUAUUUCGCUAAACCCGCUGGUCGUGAGGUUACCGCUCCCAUAAUCACGCCUUCCGGUCUCUCCACUUUAAACGCAUUGAUCGAUAUUCCCUUGACAUCCGCCUUGGCAACAGGUCUCCCUGUCGGGAUCGUUACAGACUCAUCCAGUGCCUUCACUAACGGUAGCGGUAUUCCUAAUUCCAAUUCCUCCACCGGAAUCGCCCCUUCCGGUUCAUUUUCCUCUUCCUCUCGUCCAUUGAUAAGCGGAAAUGCAGAUGACCUGGACUUCACCCUGAAGACUAUCGAUGUAUUAGAUCCACGCCAAUCUCAGAUUCUCAUGCACAGCACAUUGAGCAAACCUCAUGUGUUGUAUGGUCGUCGCUUUGGAUUUUCCAACAUGCUCUCAGUUGGUGCGGAAUCUGACCGACGCGAGUUGUUUGUCACCUUGAUCUCGGGCGAGUUUAACAAGGGGACCAAAAAGCAGGAGAAAAAUGUGGAAGUGGAAAUCAGUGUUCGGGACAGUUCGGGCAAUCUGGAGCGUGUUGUAAAUCAUGCUCUCUGGGACUAUCCAGAUAAGUUCCUGAAACUAGUUCGGUCCCCACUCAUCAAUGAUUUCCGAACCAGUUUGAAUAAAGGCUUGUUAAUAUCCGUCCGUCAAAUAGUGGGCAACUCGAUGUGUGUCCUUUACUUUCAGGGUCAGUAUCGGAAUACGCGAGCGUCGAAAGACAAGCUGCUGGGUGUUGCAUUUCUUCGUCUUCAACCGAGCACAGCGAUCCCGGUCCUUUUGGCUGACGGCUGUUACCAACUGCUCAUCCACAAGAUGGACAUGCAUCAGAUCGAUACAUGCGCAUAUCUGCGUGAGACCUCUUGUCUUCCGGGUACCGGACCUGGACCGAUGGUGUCUGCCGGGUCCGGGAGUAGUAUGGGCAGCAGCGGAUCGCAGAGCUCGAUUGGGACUGGUGCACUGCUGGGCACGUCUGCGCUAAGCUCGUUUUCUCAAUCCAAACAACGACACGAGAUGUUGUACGUGGAAACUCGAGUGUGCAGUAGUCAGCACACCACAGACGGUUAG
Messenger RNA from Echinostoma caproni, 1593 nucleotides. Lineage: Eukaryota; Metazoa; Platyhelminthes; Trematoda; Plagiorchiida; Echinostomatidae. The record is from the annotation of a GenBank genome assembly.